AUGACAGAAUUAACGAUACAAGACAUCCCGAUCGAAGUGUUCCUCGAUCACCUUUUGCCAGCCAUCGACCUACCCGACCUCCUAUCUCUAGCCCAGGCCAACAAGUUCUUUUCUAGCUUAUGCGCAGAUGAUACUUUCUGGAAGGUAAAGCUCAAACACGACUACAACUUUUCUAUCGUAGACGCCAGGAACAAAGGCUUCAAAUCCUUAUAUCGGGGAAUCAAGAAUCCUCAGCUACACGUAUGGGGUGAAAAGACCCACGGGCGCUUAGGUAUUAGCAGUUCUAAUAGGGUUUUCGCGGAGUGGCCAUAUAGUGGAGGUGUCCCUUUCCCCGUUCGACUUCACAUCGCGAACGCUCGUGUGGUCAAUGUCGCUGCUGGAGGAUGGUCGACUUAUGCGCUUGAUGAUUCGGGGGGUCUAUACGUCUGGGGUAAACUCCACGCGGAAUUCUUUUCUGUUCGACAAGACUUCUCGGACCCGGGUGCGGAGGCAACCACGCCCACGCGCUUGGGCCUCCCUGAGCCCAUCGAAGGCAUCAGCGUCGGACGGAAGCAUCUCCUAGCUCUAGAUGUCAAGCGCCAAGUGUGGCUCUUCACCUCGUGGGGGACACCCGCUAAGCUCGUCUCUCCGCUGAUUAACGACGCCUUCUCAACUGCCACUCGAGUCGUCCAAGUGGCAUGUGGAUGGGACUUUUCCGCGGUACUCACAGCCUCGGGUGCUGUAUACGCGGCAUGGCCCUGGAAAGGUACAUUCAAGGCUGCACUUGAGCACCACGCGGAAGAGUUGAAACAUCAGCAAUCACCCGUCGCACCCGCCAAAAAUGGUGUAAUUGAAUGCCAGGCUUGGGAACUUCGCCACGACUUGUUAGAAUUACCGCCCUUACCAACCAAUUUGCCUGAUCUUUCCAUCGCAUUAGAAGAAGAGUCACUGGAUACCAGGAAGGGAAACUAUCGUGUGACAAAGAUAGCUGCGGGGGACAAUUUUCUCAUUGGUCUCACCAAUCAUGGCCAUGUGCUUCGGAUUGACUUCAAUUUCAGCGAUGAAGAGCAAGAUCCUAGCAACGCUUUUCGGCGUCGAGCUUUUCAAUGGCAAUACCUCCCCGAAUUCAGUGAGCUGGAGCGUGUACAACAGCACCCCACUUUCGCUGGGGAGUCUCGAAAAGUACAAAGUGGUAGUGACAGUGCUUCCUUAGCCCCGCCCGAACAGUUAUCAAUCACUCAUAUUUCAGCCUCUUUCCAGACUUUUGUUGCUUAUUCGGUUGGAAGCUCCUCAAUUGUUCUCAUUGGGUCUUCAAAGUCAGGAGAUAACGCAACUACUCCUAAGAUUAUCCCCGGUCUUCAAUACCAAAACAUCGUCUCUGUUGAGUUGGGAGAUUAUCACUACGCCGCGCUCACUCAAGACGGACACUUGUUCACGUGGGGUCAAUUCUCCAAAGGUGCACUUGGUUUGGGGGUCCCUGAGAGUUCGACUCCCCCUUCCUUUCAUGCGCACCUGCCGCGUCAUAUUCCACCGCGUCGUCUCGGUGGUAGAUGGACGUCUUCUCCCCCAGGCGUCGAAGUGCCCUCUGAAGUCUUCUUUGACCAUGAAGACGGAAAAAAGGACAAGUUUGUGUUUGCAAUCGCUGCCCGCGGUUGGCAUACCGUUGCGCUGGUGAUUGACCUAGACUACAAAAAGGAAAAGGAGAACCAGUCGGCCAAAACGAGUAAGGAUAACGAUACAUCUAGUAUCACCUCUGCGGAUGACAGGGCUUGGAACGCCGCUCAUGCUAAUUCCUCACCUUACACCCUUCCUGGCCCUAUACCAGGUGGUCCUUUCCCCGAUCCGGUUGAGGCACAAAUGGUUGGAUAUAAUUCAAGAAAUCGGCAAGCGGAGUUCGGGGACCCCCCUGUACCCCUUUGGCCGAUCCGUGCGGCUAGAAUAGGAUAUGCAGGGCGCGGGAGGGGGGGAUCAUUCCUAACCGGGGUGGGUCGAGGCAGCGAAGUAGACGCAGGUUCCUCUCCCGCCGUACCUGAAUCAAGCCAAUCGCAAGAAGCCGCACCUGUUGAAGAAAGGGAGGCCAUAGAUGGAAGUUCGGGCGGUCAUUGGGAAUCGUUUAGGGGCCGUGCCCUUGCUGGCGGAUUUCGGGGGUUGCCAGGACGGGGCCGUGGCGCGGGGCCCAAUAGACAACAAUCGUUGUGA
Messenger RNA from Cantharellus anzutake, 2178 nucleotides. RefSeq lists its product as uncharacterized. The transcript has 8 exons. Gene Ontology annotation, cellular component: cytoplasm. The record is from RefSeq and is a predicted model, not a curated record. The coding region runs from base 1 to 2178 and encodes 725 amino acids. Gene Ontology annotation, molecular function: protein binding; guanyl-nucleotide exchange factor activity. Lineage: Eukaryota; Fungi; Basidiomycota; Agaricomycetes; Cantharellales; Hydnaceae.